Messenger RNA from Procambarus clarkii (red swamp crayfish), 1398 nucleotides. The record is from RefSeq and is a predicted model, not a curated record. NCBI's taxonomy places the organism in Eukaryota, Metazoa, Arthropoda, Malacostraca, Decapoda, Cambaridae.
AUGGUGACCUCAGUACGCACUGACAAAGAAGACAUUUCUAAACAAGAUAAAGAGGCUAAGAAAGUAGAAGAAAAAUGUCGGGACAAAGACGAGGACACCGACGAAGACACCAGAGUCCAGAAAGGAGUCAAGAAAGGUCAACUCCCUCGCCAAAACAGCCAGGGGAACAUCCCACUCAAGACAGCCCACAGCGUGACUCUCGCCAGCCCUCGGCAACUUCCUACAGACGCCAGUAAAAGCCCCCAUAAGGACCAGAAAGAUGACAAAAAAGGUCAACACUCGCAGCAGCAAAACAGCAAAGAUGCCGGUGUGUCCAACUUCCCCGGGAUGUCGACUGAUGAUGGACAGUACCUGAAACACGCACUGGGCGAUGCGCUCACCAAUUCUUUGUCUGAGGUGAACGAGGCCAGACCACCUGACCCUAUCUCCUACCUGGCCUGCUGUCUCUACACCUACAGGUACCACAAUAAAGACAACAGCAAAGACGACAGCAAUAAAAAUAAGAAUGGCUCAAAAGUGAGCAGCUCAGGAUCGGAGAGAUCAGUGGAUUCAAGCAUCGCUCUUCAGACAGCUGUCGAUAGUACAGGAGGAGCUGGUUACACCCCCACACCACAGACCAGGGACAAGAACGGACAAAGCGUUCUCCACUUCGCUGCCUCGAAGCCACACGGGCGGUCAGCCUUCUACCGCCUGGUGGCCGACUGCGGCUGCUCCAUAGCGGACAGGGAUGAUCAGUACCGGACUCCCAGGGACGUCGCCCAGGCCCUCAACCUCAACGAGAACGUCAAGGCCAUUGAUAAGUGGGUCAUCAACCUAGCAGCUCAAGGUAAACUUGAGGAGCUGAAGAAGUUGAUGCUUGACGGCUACGACCACCUGCUGGAUGUGGAGGACGAGCAGGGCAACAGCAUACUCGAGGUGGCCGAAGAACACGGACAGAGAGCCACUGUGCAGUUCCUCAGAAGUUGCAACAAUUUCGAGGAGAAGAAAGAUUGGCUGCACAAGGCCAUUAGAAUCGGGUCGGAGCCCCAUGUGGAGCACAUCGCUGACAGCCUGGAGGUGGCCCGCGCUAAGGACGAGAGGGGCAGGACGUCGCUUCAUAUCGCCACUCUCUGUGAGGAGAAGGCCAUCAUGGAGAUCUUGGCUACCCGCUACCCGGAGCUGCUGUCGAUUGGUGAUAAUCUGGAGAGGACGCCUCUGCACUACGCCAUGGCUGUAGAGGGUGUCGACGAGGUGGCUAAGGUGCUCGUUCAAGCUGGAGCCAAGCGGUCCAUCAAAGACCUGAGGGGACGCACACCCUCUGCUAACUUCAUCCACCCUGAGGCCGUGAGGGCACUACAGGCGGAGGAACACGCCCUGACGGACACCAACCUACAACCACUCCCCCACCACGAAGGUUGA